Haliotis rufescens (red abalone) is the source of this 3736-nucleotide messenger RNA. RefSeq lists its product as uncharacterized. NCBI's taxonomy places the organism in Eukaryota, Metazoa, Mollusca, Gastropoda, Lepetellida, Haliotidae. The coding region runs from base 1990 to 2895 and encodes 301 amino acids. The record is from RefSeq and is a predicted model, not a curated record. The transcript is spliced from 3 exons.
UAAUUCUCCAUGGCAGAAUAGGGCCCCAUGCAGUUUCUCAUGCUUGUCAUAAAAGCCAACUUAAAUGGGGAAUGAGAGACUUGGCUGUUUGAGUGUCAUGUUAUUGCUGACCUUUCUCCCAAUACUCAGACAUUUGUUUCGUUCUGAAAUAAGAUGUGCAGGAAUUGUUAUUUGUUUGUUUCACGCCACAGUCAGCAAUAUUCCAUCUAUAUGCCUCCAUGGUCUAGUGGAUAGAGUGUCUGCCCAGAAAGUGGAAGGUUGAUGGUUUGAUUCCUGGCCGCAUCAUACCAAAAGACAUUUAAAGACGGUUGUUUCCCUGCCUGGCAUUAAUAGGAUAAAAGAAGCCCUGGUCGGCUUGGAGUUGAUACAAUGUGUGUCCAAGUGGAGUAUUCAUGUUAGAACUGUGACAUAGUAUCUGAGUGGGCUAGCACUAUAAAGCCAGCUUUAGUAUGGACAAGUACCAGCAGCCACACUCAUGAAUGCAUGUCACUACAUAAGUGCCAUAAUUUUGAACAUGACAUUAAACCCUAUUUCACCUAUAUCAUACAAGUAGCCUGUAAAUAAUCUAGGCCAGACAAGCCAGUGUUGGAAAUUAUUAGCCAUAUCCCACUCCUUCAAUCAGUAUGGUUCAGAAAGGAUUGGCAGAAUUGUAUUCAGGUUUCAUAUCUGUUCGAUCAGUCAUGUGAGCCCAUAGACAUGAUCUUGCAUUGGUAUGGUCAAGGUCACUGAUAAUCACAACAGGAAAUACAACUUCUGAUAGGAUUAUCAUUUGAUACAUAUGCUGAGCCGAGACGUUGAAUUGUAAAGGUUAUUAAAUGCAUUUUUUAUAACCUAUAGGGAAUGUUGUAAACAUAAUGUGUAUGAUCAUUCUUUGCUUUGCUUAGAGUCGAGAUAAAUCUUUGUGUACCAGUUAUCCUACGAGUGAAAUUUGAUGACACUUUUGAGUAACCUCUGUAGGGUCACGAUCACUUAAAGGGCAUUCAUCCUCCUCUUACACAUUGCUACAAAUAAUUUGCACGUCAUAAGAUUUGAUUAUUUUGAUACAUCGUCAAUAAGCUUUAGCUUUUGUCUAAACAAAUAAUGAAAGAAGUGCCGCAACACUGUAGCUCACCUGGAUAUGUAGUCAACACUUCAAGAUUUCAGAGACAAAAUGCAUUUAGAGAAAAUUUAAGAACAUGGGCAACAUGGUCAAACUUUAAAUAUGAAAAAAACUUGCAACUAAACAUGUUACAUUUUCAACAAAAUAGCUGAUUAAUGGCCACAAAUAGGUUUUUCUAUAUAGCUAUUUGGGGGGACAGAUUGUAAAUCGCAUUCAAAUCUCUCAACAAAUUCAGGUGUCCUCACUAGUGGGGGGCAAGCAUGUGAAUGGUUUUUGAGGGAACUAUGUUUACAAUUGAUGCCAGACAUGCAGUCCAUGAUAUAAGCUCACUUAACUUUCUAUCAGGUGAGCUAAAAGCAAUCUUGCGAUCAUAAAACCUUCUCAAGUGAAAUGUUUGGUUCGCAAGAGGUAAUUGUUGUGAAAUAAGAGGUGUUUUCUGGAACUUACACUGAACAAGCUCGCAUAAUCCAGACUACUAACAUGACUGGUCCCUGAGAGGAUUGUCCAGGGAUUAUCCAGGUACAUGUAUGGUGUUGCACCCAGUGAUUUAUGUUGCUGGUGCCAGCUGGCCAGCUCUCAACAUUGCCACUCAGACUGUUUCUACCUACCUCCUGAUACUCAAUGUCACUUGCAGAGGUGCUGCCAUCUUGGAUUAUUCUGUUGCCAUUUGGUCAGACCUUUCAGAAUACCAACUACAAUGUGAUUUUAUUGUCUUGAGGAUAUACACAAGUGACAAGACAAUAUCAGCUGUGGAAUAAUUGUAGCAUUACUUCAACAUAGAAGUAUCUUUAACCAUUUGGAAUUAAUAUCCAAGGUGUACAUAUUUUUUUCUACUGAAAAUGUUAGACCACCAAAAUCCUUCCAGCUGAACCAGCUCUCCAUUGUAGAAGAUGUCGGACACAUCCCCAGAGCAGCCCUUAGAUACUCUGUAUAGUCCAAGGACAAUCGGACAAAUACCCCGAAGAGGAGGAUAUGUGAACAGGUUCAAGUUCCAGAGGGAUAGACUAAAAGCACUGCAGACUUUUGAGGACAAAUUUCCAAAAAGCUACCCCAUCAAGAAAACUUUACCCAAGCUAGCUCACCUGCGACUGGAGAGAGAGGAUACCAACGUUUCCUCCAUCAGCUCCAAGUCUAUAGAGACCAUAAAACUGCCUUCUGUCAGUGCCAACCCCAAGAGAUCACUCUAUACCAAGAAUGACCCUCCAGUGCGAACACUGCAUCUCAGGCUAUACCCUGACCAUUUCUCCAGGAUUGCCCACUCCCUUCCAAGUCUGCCAUCCAUCCCUGGGUCCCCAGGACCAAUCCAGGCCAACACAUCCCCAAUAGAAGUGUCCCCUGACAAUGAAGCCUCACCUGAACCUCAGACCAAGCCAGUUGUUAUACCCAGCAAACACAGAUACGAGGUCAUUGCCUUUCAGAAGACCAUCCACACAGAAAAACAUGAGAAUGGUGGCACUGGACACCCUGGAAAAUUCCGAAAACACAAUUUAUACCAUCUUGAUGAAAGCCCCCAGAAAUCUGCCCGAGAGGAAGAUGGGAAGAAGCAGGAAGACAUUCCUCCCCUGGUUAUCAAAGCACCCAUUAAACACAAGCGACGACUGCGUAGGUCUGAUCAUGUUAGUGAUGCCAAAAGUGAUGGAGCCUUAGCACACAGGAAGUGGAAAGAGAAUUGUGGGUGUUUGCGUUGUCAGAUGAUCAAGCGACACUGGAGUGAAGGUGAUUCUCAGUACAAGAUUUGGGGAGAGUAUCCCUGUCACCAUGUUGACCCCAAGGCUGUUGCUGAUGAAGAUGACUAGGCAGACAUAUUUUCUAAAAAAUAUAAAAACAUUUUCUCUGCCAGACAUUAAUUUUUUUCUGUUUGAAAAAGUGUGCUUCCCUGGUUCACAAUUUAUAAAAGCGGCAAAAUAAGGCUUUUCACAAGAGACUUUUUUUCAUUAAAGCCUAUGAAUGGCCUCAGGGCAAACAGUUUCUUUCCCUCAUGUAAAUAGUGUAUAGACUGUUCACAUUCCAGCUGUUUGUUGAAGCAGUAUUGUCAGUGUGGAUAUUUUUGUUAUCAUACAGAUUAAUCCUUUUAUAUUCUUUCGUGAUUAAGUUUAUAAUAAUGUCAACUCAACAACUUUUCUUGAAACUGUUUUCAUGUUAACUUAUAAGUCCAAGUUAUAAUCAAAGAUGUUUUCAAGAAAAGUUUGUAAAAUGGGUAUCACUUAUGGGUAACAAAUGAAAACAACUCAUUUUGUUUCAGUCAUGACAGAUUAUGUCCUUGUGAUGACAGGCAUUGCAAGAGCAUAACUAGCCGUUUAUGACCAUUGACCUAAAUGUUCAAGUUUCGCUCGAGAUUUUCCAACUUUAAAAACAUUUUCUUUUCAGUUGGAAUUUCCUUCGAAAGAUGUUGACAUUGUGAUGAUGUAAUAAUGAUAAUGUGUCAUUGGGUAUACAUGAACCAACUUACUACCAAAGGUUCACGGAAGAAUUACAGUUGCCUCCCAUAUAUUUCGUAACGUAGGGACACUUUUGUUCUCUGUUUCAUAGGAGGGAAUGUUUCUCAAAGGUGAAGGUAAGAACAGGAUAUAUUAUCUUCAUUUCCAAUUGUCCGUGCCAGGAGCAAAUAUAUCAUUGACUUUGGUUGUUUUAUUUCGU